This is a messenger RNA of Pelobates cultripes (western spadefoot toad), 927 nucleotides long. The record is from the annotation of a GenBank genome assembly. Lineage: Eukaryota; Metazoa; Chordata; Amphibia; Anura; Pelobatidae.
AUGGAGGGCUCUGACAAGGAGACUGCACACAACAGGUACCUGACCACAGCAGACUCCCCCUUAACUAAAAGGGACCUACAAAACCUACUGCAGGAAGCCACUGCAGAAAUUAAAGCACACACAAAGGCUGAACUGAACCGCCAAAUUCAGUCCCUUAAAGCUGACCUAGAGGCCCUGUCACACCGCACAGACCAUGCAGAGGCCAAACUCACUAAACUGGCUGACACCACCUCCUCUCACUCCCAAGAUAUCACCUACCUACAUGGCAAAAUGGCAGCACUUGAAGAAGAGAUAGAAGAGAUAGAAGACCUUAAUAAUAGGUCCAGAAGGAAUAAUAUCAGGGUGAGGGGACUACCAGAAACGGUAACUAAUGACCAGCUACAGGCCUCCCUCACCGACCUCUUUAACACGCUACUACCAGAGGCCACGCAGCACGACCUCGCAAUGGACAGAGCGCACAGGGCGCUUAGACCUCUGGCGCUGAACCCAGACACCCCUAGGGAUGUAAUAGUGCGGAUGCACCGUUUCCCCAUUAAGGAGCAAUUGGUCCGACAAGCCAGACAAAAUCCCCCAACUUUCCAACAGCAGACCAUAGCCCUUUAUCAGGACCUGGCGCCUUCGACUCUCAAGAAAAGGAGAGAUCUGCGACAAUUGACGAACACCCUCAACCACCACAGCAUACGAUACAUGUGGGGACACCCCUUCAAGCUGCUGGUCCGCAGAGAAAACCAGACGCACAUACUAUCGAAUGCGGCGGAGAUGAUCCCCUUCGCAGAGUCCCUAGGCCUCACGCUUCUACCUCUACAACCGAAUAGACCACCUGGCCCCAGAGGGAGACGUCAGGAACCCAUCAGCCAUUCACCUCGACGCACACCGAGGAAAAGAGCACCCCCAAGACCACAAGACGGCAGCCCACAGCGGCAUUAA